CUGAAGAUCUAAGGGUAAAUCGACAGAUAGAAAAUUGGUCGUCUAAUUUGAUGCUGCCUAUGAUGCUGAUGAGAGAAAAACUUAAACAAUCUAUCUACCAAAAUUUGAAUUCUUGUUCGUUAGAUCUUUCGUUAUCUUCCAGGGGUAGAUCGAGAACCUUCGAGGAAAACUCAGGUGGAGGAUUCGUAUGCAGCGAUUGUGGAAGAACCUAUAAACUCAAAAGUUCAUUAAGAAACCAUCAAAAGUGGGAAUGCGGUAAAGAACCGCAGUUCAAGUGUCCGUACUGCUCCUACAGAGCCAAACAAAAGAUGCAUAUGGCGAGGCACUUAGAGCGAAUGCACAAAGAACUAGAUUUUUCGAAUGUGAAGCAUGAAAUGAAGAGUGGUACGAGAGGCGCUGAUCUUCAAUCAAAGGAUGCCAGUAAUAACAAUACAGAUUGAACAAAUGCUCACAACAAAUACUCCACUUAAUGAUAUAAUAAAGAUAUUUUUUUUCCGUUGACUUAGAUAAAAAAGGACGACCCACAAUAUUUUGAAUCUUUAAAGUAUUUAUUAAUGAAAAUAUUUACCUAAUAAUUGGGUUUGAAAACUGACAUGAAACUAAAUUGUGAUCUCAUGUUGUGAGAAUAAUUCCACCUACUACUUAAAAAUUGUGAUGACUUGUGAUUUGAUAUUAGUGCCUUUAGGUUCUUUUUGGUCUCAAAUGUGGCGUUCCGUAGGAAUUUGUAGAAAAUUACGUUAGAAAUGCAUCUGUUAAGUUUGGAAUGCUAAUUUGUUGAUACUGUUUUGUUUAAUUUUGCCUUGAAAUAUGCAAGUUUUAUAUUUAACCAUUCAUUUAUUAAGUUCAAUGGGGUCGACGACUAGCUAGCAAAAGCUUUACUUGCUCAUAAGUAAAGAAAAGUGAUACUGCUAGGCUGGGAAAGAUCAGAACGAUGCUUAUACGUCAAUAGUUUUAUGAUAGAAAACUAUAUAAUCAGUAUGAACGUAAUCAAAAAAACUGCCCAUAUAGUAUACGUAUUAAUAUUUUCAGAACAGAAUAAAUUACUGUAUUCGUAAUCGACCAAUAGUCAGGAAUUAGUUACAGAAAGUAUCCCUCAUAAAACCAGUUUCUAUUUUUUCCUAAUUCAGGUUGUAUCUCAUUCAAUGUAAUGAGUCUAAAAACAUUUAAAAGCUAAAUCAGGUAAUAGUUUUGUUGUUGAAAGGCUUACCUUUUCAAAGAAACUAUAGUAUAGGUCAGUCUUAAGGACAGAGCAGAGAUCCUGCAACUAAUUCGUGCAAAUAAUAUUAUGUAUGUAGCUCCAUGUCUGAUUCAGUGUACGGUGUUUCCGCAACAAAAGCAUGUUCCUAUUUUUGUGAACCUUUACAGAAUGUGAUAGAAAGUAUUUUUUACUCUCUGAAUAUAAAUGACACGUGCCUUUUUACAUUUACAUAUUUAUAUGCAUUUUUGUACUUUUAUACUGAAAGAUAUUAUUAUUAGGGUCAAGAUAAUGAUGAACUAAAAAUAAUCUCAGAUGGGCUUGAGGCCGUACGUCACUUUUUCCCCUUUUUUUCAACUACCUGUUUGCAACAGUAUUUUAACUCCUUUUCAUCUCAUUACUUCAUGAUGUGUAGAGAGAUGACUGAAAUAUCGUUUUUAAUUUUGUUUUGUCAUAAAAUGCAUUUUUUGUGGAUUGUUCUUCGAUCAUAACUUGUUAACAAAUAAUAGUACAGCCCUGAAAUUGUAUGUGAGUAUUCCACUUUUAUGGAUGAAUGAAACAAGUGAUUACUUUCAUUCUUAUCGAUUUUCUCUUCGAAAAAUAUGUGCUUUUCUUGAAAACUCAACUUGCUUCGAGAUGAGGCUCUACAAGAUUUUUCGAAAAGGAAAAAUGAUAAGAACAAAAGUUAAUAACUUGCUUCAUUUUUCCAUAAAAGAGGAAUAUUCACACACUAUUUUAGAACUGUACUUAUAUUUGUUAACGGGUUCCGAUUGAAGAGAAAAUGCACAAUAAAAUACGCAAAAAUGCAUUUUUUGGCAGAAAAAUGUAAACAUUGUUUUUUAGUCAUCUCUAGACACACCAUGAAAUUAUCAGAUAAAAAGGAUUUAGAGUACUGCUGCAAACAGGUAGUUGAAAAAAAAAUCUAAAAAAGGGUCGUACCCAAAACCUUAAAUCUGAUAAAGAUCAUGUCUAGGCUUUAUUUUUUUCUUUCAAGAAUAUUUCUAUUCGGUUCCUCAUGUAUUCCUAAGUUGAUCUUAUUUAAAAUAUAGUUUUAGUUGCGUAAUAUCUGCUGCUUUAAUAGGUUGUUGGGAAGGUUAGGUUAAAGUUAGAUAAUAAGACAUGUAUGUAUUCUUAUAUCGGACUAUAUACGGUUUUGAGAAUUGUCCUUACUACUUGAAAGGGAGUGACAUUUUAAAAAUGAUAAUUUUACUAAUCUACUUUCAGUAACUUUGAAAUGUAGUGCCUUCAGAUUAGAUUUUGGACACAUGUGGUAUUAUGGGCUGUGCUAUUUUCGUUUGAAACGUAGGACUGAGCCCCCAUUUAAAUGGUAAACAUUUCGUUCCACUUUUACAUAUCUCGUAUUUUACUUAAAAGAGAAAUUUUAAUAAAACAAUCAAUAUAUAAACAUCUCGUUCCAAAAUAUUUCAGAUACUUAUAAAUAAUUUUAAUUUGUUUCUAAAUUUUGGCAAUUAUAGCUGCGGUCACUUUGAAAUGUCUCAAAAAUGUUAUCCCAAAUAUUCACUUCAAAGUGCACUCGUAAGUUUUUGAACGAUAUAUUUAAUUUAACGCCAUUUCGUUUAUUGGACAUAAAAUUUGUCAAGGAUCUCAAUUCUCAUAACUCCAUUAAUACUCUAUAUACCAGUUUACCAAUACUCAGUUACACGUGUGAUGAAUCUAUAUGCUUAGAAAUAUAUGAAUAGUACCUAUUUACAGUUCCUCAAGUACAUAUCCGAACCAUUUACAUAUUACUAUAUUAAUAUAUUAAACAGUUGACCGAUCAUAUUUUAUACAGUAUGUACUAUAUAUAAAUGCUUUUUUAUAUGCAUGAUAUAUUUCGCAGCUUUGGCGGUUUCAGGUAAUGUUUUUCAAUAAAUAUUUUCAACGAACA
Acanthoscelides obtectus is the source of this 3083-nucleotide messenger RNA. The record is from the annotation of a GenBank genome assembly. Lineage: Eukaryota; Metazoa; Arthropoda; Insecta; Coleoptera; Chrysomelidae.